Lolium perenne is the source of this 516-nucleotide messenger RNA. Its product is annotated as cell number regulator 13. The record is from RefSeq and is a predicted model, not a curated record. Gene Ontology annotation, biological process: cell surface receptor signaling pathway. NCBI's taxonomy places the organism in Eukaryota, Viridiplantae, Streptophyta, Magnoliopsida, Poales, Poaceae.
GUGGCGCAGAUGGUCAGGGUGGAUGCCGGCGGGCUCAUCUCCAUGAUCAUACAGGCAGCGGAGACUGCGCACAGGAACAAGAAGAAAUGCAAGCGGCUCGCACACCGUGUCUCCAUGAUCGCCGACCUUCUGCCGCACCUGCAGCUGCAGGACCCAGAGGUGGCGCUGCCGCUGUCUGGGCUGGAGGACGCGCUCCGGGAGGCGCACGGGCUGGUGCUGUCCUGCCAGGGGAGAAGCGCGGCCUACCGGUUCAUCAUGGCCGGCAGGCAUGCCGAGAGGUUCCAGGACGUCCAGGGCAGGAUCGACGCCUACCUCAUCGUCUUCCCCAUGGUCAGCCACAUCGCCAUUACCCGCCGCCUCGAUCAAAUGUGCCACAUCCAGCGACAGCUCUCAGCAAACGGCCCCCCUGCAAUAGCACUACUAUCAACAGAGGCCGCUCCGGAGGUGGAGGACGGGCCGCACAUAUCCGACGUCGUGACCAACCUGGAGAGGGCGCUCAAACUCGCUUGCAGCUAG